ACCAAAGUGAACACAUGUGCCAAAGUAUGGAGAUCGUUAGUACGGAACCAAAAAUGGAUCUCUACCGAGAGGCAAUCGUCUUUAUAACAGGUGCCACGGGAUUUGUGGGAAAGGCCUUGCUGGAGAAGUUGCUCUGGAGUUUUCCACAAAUCAAACGUAUCUAUAUGCUCAUUCGACCCAAAGGCGGCAUUACCGCCGAGCAGCGUUUCCAGAACUUUUUGCAAAAUGGGAUCUUUGAACGAUUGCGUAGUUCGUAUCCCGAACGCCUCAAGAAAAUCGCCUUUUUUCCUGGCAACAUUGAAGAUGACAACUUUGGUUUAAAUGAGCUCGACAGACUUGAGCUCUGCGCCCAGGUGAACAUUAUUUUCCACAGCGCGGCGACAGUGCGAUUUAAUGAGUGUCUAAAGGUAGCAGCACGUGUCAAUUCAGUUGCCACCUACAAUCUGCUCGAGAUGUGCAAGGAGAUGCCACAAUUGAAGAGCUUUCUCUAUGUUUCCACCGCUUACUGCAAUCCGGGACGCAAGUAUGUUGAUGAGCGCAUCUAUCCAACACUGCCGCCAGUGGAUUGGCUGCAGUUCCUCACCUGCACCAAAAAGAUUCCCGACGAGUAUCUCAAUAGAAUGGCUGACUACAUAAAGGGUCCGCAUGUGAAUACUUACACCUUCACUAAGUCAAUAGCCGAGCAGAUCGUCAACUCCUACAAGGACCUUAUACCCAUUGUUAUUGUUCGUCCUUCGAUUGUGACGGCUGCGUAUAAGGAACCGUAUCCGGGAUGGAUUGAUAAUAUUCAGGCAAUCAGUGGUAUUAUGAUGGAAAUUGGCAAGGGCGGAAUUAGCAGCAUAUUGGGCGAUAAGAAUCUUAUCUGCGAUAUUAUCCCUGUGGAUUUUGUAGUCAAUGCCAUGAUCAUGAUGGUGCACAAAGCUCAGCUGGGCAGGUGGGUAAAACUAUUAAUGCGAAAUGUAUUUUUCUCGAUUUUUAUCUUUCGGUGCAGCAUCAGCAUCAGCAAUGCCACUUCGGGUGUUACGAAUCCCAUCAGCUGGCAGAGAUUGGGUCAACUCACCAUGAAAUGGUCACGCAUUUAUCCCACCAAACGCAUGAUCAUGUUUCCCAACUUCAAGUAUCGUCGCAGUGCUCUCAAGCAUGAAGUUGCAGUGUGGUUGCUGCACUUUGUGCCCGCUAUCCUGAUGGACCUUUCCACUCUGGUAUUGAAGAAGAAGAAGCGACUUGUUACUCCGAUUGCCAGCAAAUUUCGACAAGCCUGUUUGGCGGGGAGCUUCUUUUCGCUCAAUGAAUGGAUCUUUAAGAAUCGUAGUAGAUAUUACUUCAAGGAUCUGAUUGAGAAUGGCACAUUUCCCAUGCUCUAUUGGAAUCUGGAUGAACUGAACUAUGAUGAUUACGUUCGGCGUCAUAUGAUUGGCAUUAAUAAAUAUCUACAUCGUGAAAAGUCGACAAUUAAUGCGAAUAAAAUGCAUGUGACAAGAGUCUAUUGGUUUUGGAUCUUCGCACAUAUUUUCUUUUAUAUGUUGGUUGCCUAUGUGCUUAUGUUGUAGUCAGAAUUUUAAUAAACGACUGUGGAGAUUUUGUGCAAA
Messenger RNA from Drosophila nasuta, 1589 nucleotides. Its product is annotated as putative fatty acyl-CoA reductase CG5065. Lineage: Eukaryota; Metazoa; Arthropoda; Insecta; Diptera; Drosophilidae. Gene Ontology annotation, molecular function: alcohol-forming very long-chain fatty acyl-CoA reductase (NADP+) activity. The transcript has 7 exons. The record is from RefSeq and is a predicted model, not a curated record. Bases 15 to 1550 code for a protein of 511 amino acids. Gene Ontology annotation, biological process: long-chain fatty-acyl-CoA metabolic process. Gene Ontology annotation, cellular component: peroxisome.